Truncatella angustata is the source of this 1458-nucleotide messenger RNA. RefSeq lists its product as uncharacterized. Gene Ontology annotation, molecular function: GTPase activator activity. Gene Ontology annotation, biological process: COPI coating of Golgi vesicle. The coding region runs from base 1 to 1458 and encodes 485 amino acids. The transcript has 4 exons. The record is from RefSeq and is a predicted model, not a curated record. Lineage: Eukaryota; Fungi; Ascomycota; Sordariomycetes; Amphisphaeriales; Sporocadaceae.
AUGAGCGGCCUCGCGACUAAGCAGCAGUCGCAAAAGCUGUUUGAGAAGCUCAAGGCCAAGCAAGCAAACAAGAUCUGCUUCGACUGCGGUGCCAAAGCCCCGACCUGGACAUCCGUGCCCUUUGGCAUCUAUCUGUGUCUGGAUUGCUCCUCCAACCACCGAAACCUCGGUGUUCACAUCUCCUUUGUCCGGUCCACCAAUCUUGAUCAAUGGCAAUGGGAUCAGCUUCGUGUCAUGAAGGUGGGCGGAAACGAGUCGGCAACCAAGUACUUCCGCGCAAAUGGUGGCAGCGCUGCACUGGCCAGCAAAGAUCCAAAGACAAAGUACCAAUCAGCUGCUGCUACGAAGUACAAGGAUGAGCUCAAGAAGCGAGCUGCCAGAGACGCCCUCGAAUUUCCCGACGAGGUCGUCAUCACGGACGCUACCGACGCCGAUGCCUCUGCCACCCCGGCAGGCGAACCCGACGACGACUUUUUCUCGUCCUGGGAUAAGCCCGCCAUCAAGAAGCCCACACCACCCAUCUCGCGAACCGCCACACCUCCUGUCCUCGGCAGGACGCCUUCACCUUUCUUGAACGCCGGCGCUAAUGGCAAGGACAUUUCACGGUCCGCCUCGCCACUCUCCAAGACCGAGUCCGGAGAAGCCAAGCCAGCUCCAAGCCGAAUCACUUCGUCUGCUGCUCUGCGGAAAACCACCAGUGGCGCCGCUGGUCCCCGUAAGACCAACGUCCUUGGCGCCAAGAAGAACACCAAGUUGGGCGCCAAGAAGGUCACUGCCGACGUUAUCGAUUUCGACGAGGCUGAAAAGAAGGCCAAGGAGGAGGCCGACAGGGUUGCCAAGUUAGGAUAUGACCCCGAAGCCGAGGAGGUUGAGGCCAAGAAGACCGCCACCAAGACUGAGGCCAGCAAUGUAGCCUCUCCUGCUCCCGCCAGCCCUGCUUAUGGCUCCGGCCAUUCAAGGCAGAAGUCAGCAGCAGAGGUCGAGCGUUUGGGCAUGGGCUUUGGUCGGUUAGGCUUCGGCCAGGUUGGAGGUGCCAAGCCUGCUGCUGCUCCUGCCCCCAAGAAGAAUGCUGGCGGUUUCGGCUCGGUAGGACCGGUCAAGGCAGCUGCAGAGGACGAUGGUGAGAAGUACGCCCGCAGCAAGUUUGGUGCACAAAAGGGUAUCUCAUCAGAUGAGUUCUUUGGGAGAGGCACGUUCGACCCGAACGCUCAGUCUGAAGCCAAGACACGUCUGCAAGGAUUCGAGGGCGCCAGCGCCAUCUCAUCAAAUGCUUACUUCGGUCGCCCAGAAGACGAAGACAACGGCGGCGAGGAUUACGGCGAUCUGGAAAAUGCCGCCAAGGACUUUGUGCGCAAGUUUGGUAUCACUGCGGGAGACGAUCUCGAAAACCUGACCAGUGCUUUGGGCGAGGGUGCGACUCGUUUACAAGGUGCUAUCCGUAACUACCUUGGCAAUUAA